GUGAGAGCAAAAAAACAGCCCCCCAAUUUUCCCAAAAAUAAAAAUCAAAUAACAAAAAUAAUAAAUAAAAUAAUUCAAAAGUUUGUGCAUGUGUCUGCUCAACAACAUAUGGAUGCGUGUAUGUGUGUGUGCGUAUAUGUCUGUGACAUAAACAAGGAUAUAAAAGAAAAAACAACAUUUUCUCUAAUUUAAGAAAAAAUCUAUGAAAACAAAAACCACCAAAUAAGAGAAAAGAGAAAAAAAGCUGAAAAUAAUAAAUAUAAAGUGAAAAUGAAAUGAAAAUAAAGAAAAAUCAAAAUGAAAUACAAGUUAAAGGAUAAUCUUUUGUGUGAACAAAUAAUAACAACAACUACUCACAUACAAAUGAAUAAAACAAAGCAUAUAAAAUAAACGACAAAAUAAGUUAUUUGUAGCAAACAAAAAAAAAUAAUACAAGUAGUUUUGCUACAAAAAAAAACAAUACAAAGUUAAUGUACCAUUGAAAUCUAAAAUGAAUCGAUAAUCCUUUAAUUACAACCAAAAAAUACAAAUUUGUAUACGACAUUUUUUUAAAAAACCCAAAAACAAAAAUAUUACUCAAUAAAUUAAGAGCUGAGAACACUUAUUAAAGAGCUACGAAAUGUCCAAGUCGAACGCCGAUUUUAGUGCGUUCGACUUUAAUGACAGCUCGGAUAAUUCAGAUGUGGAAACACGAGGUCCAUUCCUCAGUCGUGUUGCACUCGGCAACAGUAGUAAAAGUUUAGCGGUCAAUAGUAAUAAUAUCAACAAUGCCAACAACAAUAACAACCUUAGCUCAGGACAUCAUAAUACGAAUCAACAACAACAGCAGCAACAACAACAACUCAAUAAUUCAAGUCAUUUAUCCAGUAGUGCUUCCAACAGUAGUGCAUCAAGUAGUGAAGAUGAAGGAGAAACCAAUGAUGAUAAUAUUGUUACCACAACAGCAGAACAACAGCAACGCCAACAUCAGCAACAGCAACAGCAACAACAACUUCUACUACAGCAACAAAGGCAAAGACAACAACAGUUACACGAAGCCAUUAAUGGUACCAGCAUUAAUGAACAUCAUCUCCACGACGACGAUAACAACAGCAACAGUAGCACAAGUAGCAGCAGUAGUAGUAGCAGUACUGCACCUAGAGGCUCUAGUGCAAGAGGAGGCAUUGGAGUUGGAGGUGUGGGCAAUAGUAGCUGCAUUAAUAAUACGCAACAACAUCAACAAAAUGCCAGUGGCAGUAAUGCUCAACAGUCUCAUAAUUCAGAUGUCUUGUUAAUGGCCGCCAUGGGUGCUAGCAGUGGUCCAACAGCAACAACAACGACUACAGCAGCAAAUGGCUUAACAGAUGAUAGUAUAGUUGCCACAUCAGUGGGUAGCAACAAUAAUAUGGAUGGCAUGGAUGCCAGAGAUGGUAGUGGAGGCAAUGUUGGUGAUGGUGAAGGUUUAGCCUCCGGUCUUACAGAAUCGAAUACCACAAACCAUAAUAAUACCAACAGCAGCAACAACAACAUCAACAAUAAUAGUAGUUGUAAUGUUAACAGUUUGCUCGACUCAGCUCUAGCAGGUGGCGGCGGCAUUAAUAGUCACAUUCAAAACAAUGGACAUUCGAAUGCAAGCAGUCACUGCAAUGAAUUGGUGCGCAGCAGUAGUAGUGCCAGCUUAAGCAAUGCCAGCCUUAACCAUCAUACGAGUAUGGGUGGUGGUGGAGGUGGCAGUGGUAGCAUUGUAGGCGGUGGAGGCUCCAAUGCUGGUGGUGGCGGAGGAGGUUACGGCGGCGGAGGUGGUGGAAGUCUUUGUGGCGUACCCUCCUCGGCCUCAAGCUAUGCACUUUCUGCUGCGGAACGUAAGAAAUAUCGUCAUCAGAAUUUCAGUAAAAACAUUUAUAUUGGUACGAAAAAUGCUGAGAAAUGGGAGUAUAUGCGAACACGAUUACAUUUUAAAAAUGAUGUCGAAUUUGUGGCAUAUCUACUGAAUUUAGCUGAUAAUGAUGGCGACCGUUUGGCAAAUCUUCCUCCUCCAUCGGCUUCGACAACACCUACCAAGUCAUUCGAUAGUAAUUUCAAACUUGAACCAAAUUUAAGUGCUAAAGAAUUCGGCAGUAAUAGUCAGACAGGUGAAAAUGGUGGUGCCGUUAGUUGUGGCGGUGGUGGUGGUGAUUCCCAGCCACCACCGGUUAAACGAAAAUAUAAAAAACGUGUACAAUUCAAUGACAACUUAAAUGGCCUGGCUAAAUUAAAGAAUUUCUCAAAUUUUGCUUUAAAAGCUAAAAAACAUUUGGCAGGUGAUGGCGGUAGUACAGCUGCUGGUAGUGGCAAUGGUAGUGUGGUAGGUGAUAGCAAUGUUAGCGCCAGUGGUACGGGUGAUGUGUUGCCGGAAGUAUUGGACUGUCGUAUAGCAGAAAAAAUCAAAAGUGAAAUGGAAGAGAAGUCAGCAUCUAAGGAAUCAUUAGCCUUGUGCUUAAAGAAAAACGAUGGCUUUGGCGAUGAUGAGGAUGAUGAUGAAGACGAUGCCGGCACUUCGGUUACAGGAGAUGGUGUGGAUGGUUUAAAUGGCCCUAAUAGUGGUUUUCGUAUGCGCCACAAAAACAAACGAGGACCCAAGACUAUGAAUCCCCCCGGCUCCUAUAUCGAUGAUGAUGAAGACAUUGGAGAUGUUAGUGAGGAUGAUGAAGAAGACGAGGAAUUAGAUGAGGAAGCUUUAGCGCGAGAAAUGAAAAAUGAACAGAAUUUCGUGGAGGAAGAGGAUGAGCUGGAUAUUGCCUUUCGUUCGCAUCAAUCGUGUCGGGAAUGUUCUUUGGCCCAUGAUUAUAAAGUAUGUCCGCUACGCACUUCCAUAGGCACCAUAACAGAUGCUGUUGACUUGGCCGAAUGGGUGGAACGUAAAAAUCUAGAGGCUCUGGCAAAACUCAAAUGUGAUGCCCAAAGGCAAGCCAAACAAUUGCAUGGCGAUGAUGAUGAAGAUAUGGAUGAUUCCUCACAACUAUCUGACUUAGAACUGAAACCUUUAAUAACAUUUGCCGAGGCUUCAGUACCGGCUGAAUUUGAACUACACAAUGUAGAGCCGAAUGUCACCGGAGUCUUUGCUCGCACCGAAGUAAGAGCUUUCACGAAAUUGGGACCCCUCAUCGGCCAAUCUGUACAAGCGAACGAUAUUCGUGAGGCUAGUGAUAUGAAAUGGAUAUUUGAGAUUUGUGAAGCCGGUGCUGAAAAAUCACAAUUUCUCUUGUGUGAUAAUCCGAAUUCAUCGAAUUGGUUACGUUAUAUUAGACCGGCUCCUACCUAUGACGAACGUAAUGUUAAUUUAGUAUUUAUAGAAUCGCGGGCGUUUUUCGUGACAUGCAGGGAUUUGAAAAAUGGUAUGGAAUUGCUGUAUUGGAGUGAUGACUGCAAUACGAUGUGGCGUAAGAAACAUUGGUCGGAAAAGACAAAUUGCGGCGGUUGCAAUUUGAAAUUUGAUCAUCCCCUUUACUAUCGCACCCAUUGCUCGGUAUUCCAUGACCCAACAAUGAGUUUAACAAUACGUAAAUAUCAUUGUAAAGUAUGCGGUGAAGCGGUAUUGGGUAAGGACAAUAUUAUGAAACAUGCUGCGGAAAAACAUGAUGGCAAAGGUGCACAUCAGUGUCAAUUUUGCAACAAGUUCUUUUUACGUCUCAGUUAUUUGGAAAUGCAUCGCACAUACGGUUGUGCCGCAAAUCCGAAUCGUACACGGCCUAUAUGUGAUUUUUGUGGUCGAAAAUACUAUCGACCACAAAAACUGAAAGCUCACAUUAAGCGUAUGCACAGUGGCUCACGUGCAGCAUUGCAGCGUCAUGCCAAGGAGGUACACAGUCGCAAUUCGACAGUGGUUAGUUGUCCCCGAUGUCAGAAGCUCUUCCAGAAUCGCAGUAAUUUGAAGAUACACAUGCUAACACAUUCCGGUGUGAGGCCAUUUAAAUGUUCGGAAUCGGAAUGUAAUGCUGCCUUCACCACCAAACAGUGUCUGCAAUUCCAUUAUAAGAAGGUUCACAAUUACUCCCAGGAACAAAUGCCGAAAAUUGAACGUAGUGUCGCUUAUACAUUUGAUGCUUAUUCGGGUGGUAUGAAAGUUGAUUUUCUGGAACAAGCUCCUCGUAGAAGACGCAAGAGUUUGGAGGAUCAAAAUUCUGUUAUGAGUUCCAGCAUUCAAAGUGAUGCUGAAUUUUCCGAUGACAACAUUUUCGAAGCCAUUAAAAAGUCCGGCAAAUCGAUCAAGGAUCUGUGUCGCAAUGAACCCAAUCUAUCACUGCUAUCCUCGAAAAUUUCUAGUAUAUUUGGCGAGAAACCACCACCACGUAAGAGAGGUCGCAAACCCAAAGAUUAUCAUCUAA
This is a messenger RNA of Lucilia sericata (common green bottle fly), 4343 nucleotides long. RefSeq lists its product as uncharacterized. The annotation marks the transcript as partial. The transcript has 7 exons. The record is from RefSeq and is a predicted model, not a curated record. Lineage: Eukaryota; Metazoa; Arthropoda; Insecta; Diptera; Calliphoridae. Gene Ontology annotation, molecular function: RNA polymerase II cis-regulatory region sequence-specific DNA binding; DNA-binding transcription factor activity, RNA polymerase II-specific; protein binding.